Messenger RNA from Neopelma chrysocephalum (saffron-crested tyrant-manakin), 821 nucleotides. RefSeq names its product translocase of outer mitochondrial membrane 40 like (gene TOMM40L). Bases 63 to 821 code for a protein of 252 amino acids. The record is from RefSeq and is a predicted model, not a curated record. Gene Ontology annotation, molecular function: transmembrane protein transporter activity. The transcript is spliced from 8 exons. NCBI's taxonomy places the organism in Eukaryota, Metazoa, Chordata, Aves, Passeriformes, Pipridae. Gene Ontology annotation, biological process: protein import into mitochondrial matrix. Gene Ontology annotation, cellular component: mitochondrial outer membrane; mitochondrial outer membrane translocase complex.
CCGCUCCGGGCGGCUCCGCCCGCGGCCGCGAUGGCGGCGGGCGGGGGGGGCCCGUAGGGGCCAUGGGGAACGCGGCGGGUCGGGCCCCGCGGCGGGGGGAGCCCCGCGGGAACCCCGGCAGCUUCGACGAGCUCCACCGCCUCUGCAAAGAGGUGUUCCCGCCGCAGAUGGAGGGGGUGAAGCUGAUCGUCACCAAGACCCUGAGCAGCCACUUCCAGGUGACACACACAGUGCACAUGAGCACCCUGGGCCCUUCUGGGUACCGCUUCAAUGCCACCUUCGUGGGGGACCGGCAGCUCAGCCCCACCGAGGUGUUCCCCACCCUGGUUGGGGACAUGGACAGCGCCGGGAGCCUCAACGCUCAGGCCCUUCACCUGCUUGGGGAGCGGCUGCGGGUCAAGGCCGUGUUCCAGAGCCACCAGGCCAAGUUCGUGACGUGGCAGUUCGACGGCGAGUACCGCGGCGACGACUGCACGGCCACGCUCACGCUGGGCAACCCCGACCUGCUGGGCGGCUCCGUGAUCGUGGUGGCCCAUUUCCUGCAGAGCGUCACCGCCCGCCUGGUGCUGGGGGGGGAGCUCGUGUACCACCGGCGCCCCGGCGAGGAGGGGGCCAUCCUCACGCUGGCAGGCAAAUACACGGCCCCUAAGUGGGUGACGACGCUCAACGUGGGCUACGGGGGGGCCCACGCCAGCUACUACCACCGGGCCAACGAGCAGGUGGGUAAGUUGCCCCCCCUGCCCGUCACGCUGGCCCUGGGCGCCUUCCUGAACCACUGGAGGAACCGGUUCCACUGCGGCUUCAGCGUCACCGUGGGCUGA